AUGUCAAUGUUGUCACCAGAAACUUACGCGCAAACCCCCAAAAGAUUCGCCUGUGAUCGAUGCAGAGAACACAAGCUGCGAUGUCCUCGCGAGGACCAGACAGGCCAGAACUGCGCGCGCUGCCUGCGUGCCGGUGUCCCAUGUAUCACAAGCAACCUGCGGCCCCUCGGACGGCCUGCACGGAAGAUUAUACCAGGAAACAGUCAUGGACGGGAACGCACACGAAAGGCCCUGAGAGGUCAAAGCGGUACCGCUGACGAUGAGAUCGACAUGUUAUAUGAUAUCGAUCCUGCCCAAAACCCCAUCAACCCAGUCGACGUCACCGAGAAACCUCCCGCGAUCAGGACACCUGAUGUCCCUUCAGAGGCGCCAGGAGCCUUCGACGCGAAUGGUUCCAGCCUUUUUGGCCUCGAUCCGGCAAUUCUGUUGGGUCUUUCGGGGGUGGGCGAUAAUUUUGUGGGGGUCGGGCUGUCGAAUGGUCAGAGUCCCUUCGGGAUUCCCUCGCUAAAUGGCACGCAUUUCCCAAAUCCAGGCGACACAGAGAGCGCGUAUACCGGUGGCAGCCAUAUAUCCAGUAAUCAAAGUCGAUAUUUCACGGACGAAUCCAGCCAGGGACGAGAUUCCAACUCCCUGGGCGCUGGGGAUCCCUCUAAGCAGCCACGGAAGAUGAUGAGCCGGGCUGAUGCUGUCCAGAGGCUAUCUGCGAUGAUUGCGUCGCUGAGCAAACAACUGGACCGACUCAAUACCACGCCGUGGAGUGUUACCCUGGUCAGCAUCGUGUGCGCCAACCGGGGCCAGGGAACAGCCAGUUUGGAUCCACUUGGAGAGGUCCUUCAAACCACUUCCGAGUUUGUGCAUAUCAUCCAAACCAUUGCUGUGACGACCUCCUCUACAGACCAGCCGGGGUCUGGGUUUCAGUCACAACACUCGGACCCUACCACGCUGUCAUCGUCGGCGGCUGAUAUGUUCUGCUCUCCCUUCACGUCGAAUCUGACCAACGCGCAUCCGUUUCAUAUCAGCUCUUCAUCUUUUGGGCAGAUGCAAGCCUCUGAAUUAAUGACCCCACCGCCCUCCGACUAUUUCAAACCGGAUAUCUCGGCCGCUCUAGUGAUCCUUACCUGCUACAUUCAGAUUAUCCAGAUCUAUAACAUCCUCUUCUCGCGCGUUUAUGAGUCUUUGUCUGAAAUGUCGCACCAGUCGAUCUCAUCACUGCAAUCAGUACCAGGCCUCCAGCUUGGAGGAUUUCCCGUGCAGUACGGGAAUCUGCAGGUGAAGAUUCUCGUCCAGGUGAUCAUGCAUCUUCUGGCUCACAUAGAAAGCCUGCUGGGGACACCCGCGGACUUCCGCCUUGACCCUGCAAGGGGCUCCAAGGAUGGUCUUCUCAGUAGUUCGGAGCUUACCGCACUGUUGCGGAUGGUUAUGAGUCAGAAGGAUGGCAAGGGGAGUGAGGAUAUGGGUGUUGGGUAUAUUUCCUCGCUGAGAGAGAAUAUGAAAAAGAUCCAGCAGACGUUGGAACAGAACCCCUUUCUGUAG
Molecule: messenger RNA, 1533 nt
Organism: Penicillium vulpinum
Lineage: Eukaryota; Fungi; Ascomycota; Eurotiomycetes; Eurotiales; Aspergillaceae
Product: Zn(II)2Cys6 transcription factor domain-containing protein
Exons: 1
Coding region: 1-1533 (510 amino acids)
Biological process (GO): regulation of DNA-templated transcription
Molecular function (GO): zinc ion binding; DNA-binding transcription factor activity, RNA polymerase II-specific
Source: RefSeq, a predicted model, not a curated record